Messenger RNA from Chelonus insularis, 2989 nucleotides. Its product is annotated as SCY1-like protein 2. Gene Ontology annotation, molecular function: protein kinase activity; ATP binding. Gene Ontology annotation, biological process: protein phosphorylation. Lineage: Eukaryota; Metazoa; Arthropoda; Insecta; Hymenoptera; Braconidae. The transcript is spliced from 4 exons. The coding region runs from base 240 to 2816 and encodes 858 amino acids. The record is from RefSeq and is a predicted model, not a curated record.
GUGGUGCAAGUAGAUGAUUCAUCAUUGACAAACUUUCAUUUCUUCGUGUACAGUAGUCAAAAAAUCACAAUAUUGAAUAAUUAAUUAAUUCAAAUACCAUUAGAUUUUUAAAAUUAUACGUAAAAAAGUCAGCUAACCCCAAAAAUGUUGUGAAUUUAAUCAAUAGUGAGUGCUAAGUGCUGCUCUCUUUCCUUCCAAUUGAAAGGUUAUAUUAGACAAGGGCAAUUUUCACUCCAAAAAUGGAUGUAUUAAAUAAACUUCGAAAUACUGUGAGCAAUACAAUCAGUAACACAGUUAAUAGUACUGCUUAUGGAUUAUCUCAGUUAUCUAAUGUUUUACCUGGCAAUGCUGUUACGAGAGAGUUUGAAAUAACAGCUCAUAUAGCCAGUGCAGGUCCUGGACUUCUUUGGAAAGUUUAUAGUGGAUAUAAAAAAUCCACUAAACAAUCUGCUGCAAUAUUUGUUUUUGAAAAAAGAUUGCUUGAUAGGUGGUCGAAUAAAUCUGAAAGAGAAGCUGUUUUGGAAGCAUUAAAAAGAGGUGUAACUCAGCUCACUAAACUACGACAUCCACAAAUAUUAACAGUUCAACAUCCCCUUGAAGAAUCACGAGACAGUCUUGCAUUUGCUACAGAACCAGUGUUUUCCAGUUUGGCUAAUGUUCUUGGCAACCUUGAAAACGUUCCUCAACCUAUUCCAAAAAUUUUGAAAGACUAUAAGUUGCUUGAUGUGGAGAUUAGAUAUGGCUUACUCCAACUUGGAGAAGGGCUUGAGUUUCUUCAUAAUGAUGUCAAGCUUUUACAUAGAAAUAUUUGCCCCGAGUCUAUUAUCAUUAACAAGAAUGGAGCUUGGAAAAUAUGUGGUUUUGAUUUCUGUGCUUUGAAUCAAAAUCCACACGAUAAAGAGCCAUCCUGGUCAUACACAGAGUAUGACCCAAGUAUUCCAUCAGUAGGCCAACCUCACCUUGAUUAUCAAGCACCAGAAUGUAUUGUAGCGGGAAGUUGUAAUCCUUCAAGUGAUAUAUUUUCAUUAGGAAUGCUUAGUUACGUUCUCUACUCACCGGGGAAUCGUCCUAUCCACGAAAGUCAUGGAGAUGCAUCUAAAUGUCGUCGGUUUUUAACUGACUUUAAAUCAUCAAUGCUUACUUCAAAACUUAAUCCAAUUCCAGAAGGAUUUCGUGACACUGUUAAAUUGAUGUUAAGCAACAAUCCGGAAUUAAGGCCUGAUGCUUCUCAAUUUAUAAAAAUAGAAUACUUUAUGGACAUUGGUGUCAAGACUUUGAAUUAUUUAGAUAAAUUAUUCCAAUGGGAUAAUUUGCAGAAAUCUCAAUUUUAUAAAGGAUUACCUAAAGUUAUGAUGCAGUUACCUCAUCGAGUGGUACUUCAUCGAGUUCUCCCAUGUCUCUACAAAGAAUUUGUCAAUGCUCCAAUGAUUCCAUUUGUCCUACCAAGUAUUUUACAAGUUGUAGAAGCAUGCACUGUGGAAGAAUUUUCAGAAAAUAUUUUGCCAAAUUUAAAACCAGUUCUUGCAAUGGAAGAACCACCACAAAUAAGUCUUGUAUUAAUGCAACGUAUUGACUUACUUCUGAAAUUAUGCUCAGCUGAUGUCAUAAAAACAGAUAUUGUGCCAAUGCUUACUAGGGCAUUAGAUUCACGUAUGGAACAACUUCAAGAACUUUGUCUUGCUGCAUUGCCAUCGAUCGCUAUGCUAAUAGAGAGUCCAAUCAUGAAAAAUGCUAUUCUUCCAAGGAUAAAAAAAAUUUGCCUUAAAGGUCCAGGAAAUACAAGUAGUCUCAGUGUACGUGUUAAUUGUCUUCUCUGUCUAGCUAAGAUGCUGGAACAUCUAGAUCGGUGGCUAGUACUUGAUCAAAUCUUACCUCUUCUCCAAGAAAUUCCUCAUGCUGGCGAACCGGCCAUUUUAAUGGCUAUCAUUGGAAUUUAUAAAAUGGUAUUAACCCAUAGUAAAUUAGGAAUCAGUAAAGAAAUACUAGCAACAAAAGUAUUACCAUUUUUAUUGCCUUUGUGCAUUGAACAAAACUUGAGUCCAUCUCAGUUUGAAACCUUAGCUUCUUUAGUAAAUCAUAUGGUAAACCGAGUAACAUCAGAACAUCGAGAAGCCUUACGACAGCUUGAUGCAGUUCGCCGUGAAGCACAGCAACUUGACGAUGCGUUGAAAGAAACAACAAACUCGUCAGCGGUUGAUGUUCUAAAUGAUGUCUUUCCAAGGAAUGAUUCAUCGUCUUCUUUAGCAUGUACGCCAGUCAGAGACAGCAAAGGAUUAACAUUAGAAGAAAAACAUCGGCUAGCACAACAGCAAGAAACAAGUCAUCGUUUGCAAAAGCAACCUAUGUUGACUCCAAAAGCUGUGCCGACACCGAAAAAAAUAGAACCUACUGAUCUAACCAACACUUUGUUGGAAAAUAAUUUAAGUCAGUUAAAUUUAUCGGCAACUAAAGCCACUCCCAAUUAUUCCAACUUAACAUGGAAUACUAAUGUAAAUCAAAGUCAGUGGAAAAAUGUUAAUUCGUCGUCACCAAUGUCAUUAACAAAAUCACCAUCGAAUACCGCGAUGAAUUGGAAUACAAAUGGAAUAAAUUCACCAAUCAAUUGUGUACCUCAAAUGACUUCACCGAUCAAUCAAAUGCCUAAUUGGAACAAUACAAAACCGUUAAAUGUAAUGAAUCAAAAUAAUGGAGGAACUUUUGGGAUGGGCAAUUUAAAUGCUACACUGAUGCCAAUGAAUUUAGAUUCAUCGAUGAAUAAUCAACAGAAAAAACCUGCUAGUCUGUCUACUCAAGACAUCAUUGAUUUUCUUAGCUAAUAAAAAACAGCAUUAAUUUUUAUUGUUUACUUGAAUUUAUUUUAAGCGAUCAACAUACUGUCUACGAUCAUCAUUAAUCUCGAAAAAUUAUAUUUCAAUAAUUAUUCACUAUCAAUCUAUUUUAAUGCAAUCACUAAAUUUGUACAUAGAUGAUAAAAAGAACGUUAUAAAAA